CAGAUAUGGUAAAUACUAAUAAUAGCGGAGCUAGUGCCAGUGGCAGAGCCACGAGUUUCCAACUCAAGGCACAUAAAUCUGAUCAAAGCGAAACAUUUACUCAUUUAUAUGAACAAUUCAAGAAAAAACUUGGUAUUAGCUGGGAAGCUAGCAUGGCUAAUGGCAAUGUACCAAAGCAAACAGAACACGAUCCCGAAGGAAAAACACUUGCUGAUUCAUAUAAGUUAUUAUUAAAUUUGGUGGGAGAUUUAAUACCGAUACAGGAAAAUCUCGACAUCGAUGGCAAUCCCGUUCUAGCGGAGUGUUAUAACAAUGUGGCAAAUCAGAGCAAUAAGGAUUUUACUGAUUUAUCACUUUCGAAAUUAUUUAAUUUGCUUUUAUACUUAGAGGAGGAUAUAAUGGCAAUUCAGGAAGAACUUGGUAUUGUCGGUUAUACUAAUCAAGAAACA
Dentiscutata erythropus is the source of this 449-nucleotide messenger RNA. NCBI's taxonomy places the organism in Eukaryota, Fungi, Glomeromycota, Glomeromycetes, Diversisporales, Gigasporaceae. The record is from the annotation of a GenBank genome assembly.